AUGUCCGAUUUACUGCUCAAGCUCAAGGAGGCUGUGAAGAGGGGUGAUGUGGCGCAGGCUGUUUUCAACUUUCACGCUGCUGUCGGCCACAACAGCUCUGGUCCCCAUGCACAGGAGGUCGAUGAAGAUGCCGUCUUCCUCCUGGCUUCGCAGAGCAAAUUCGUCACCACGGUCGCCGCGCUGCAGGCUGUCGCGCAAGGCCUAAUCGGGCUUGAUGACGAUGUGGCCGAGCACUUGCCCGAGUUAGCGGGGCAGCAAAUCUUGAAGGGUUACGAGGGCGAGAAGCCUGUCCUUGUGGAGAGGAAGAAUGUCAUUACGCUUAGACACUUAGUAACCCACACGUCUGGUGCAGUCUAUGGCUUGUUCAACCCCUUGCUCCAGAGACAUGAGACCGAGCGUGGAAGGGCUAUCAGCCACGAUCCAGACGUCGUCUCGCGCUACGGGGCGCCGCUCGUUUUCGAGCCGGGUGAGAGCUGGGGCUACGGCACAGAUAUCGACUGGGCCGGCCUACUUGUGGAACGACUAGCCAAAACUUCGCUGGAAGAGUUCAUGAGCGAGAAUAUCUGGAAGCCACUGGGUAUCACCUCGAUGACUUUCUUCCCGGAGAAGCAGCCGGAUCUGGACAAGCGCAUGCCGCAAAUCUCCGCGCGCGGUCCGGACGGGAAGUUGGUGCCGUUCACAAUCCCCUACAUCAACGAGGGCAAUGUGGCUUGCUUUGGCGGACAAGGCAUCUAUUCCAGCAUGCCAGAUUACCUGACCUUCCAGCUCAGCCUCCUUCGUAACGACGGCAAGAUCUUGCCGCCCGCUCUCGUGAACGAUAUAUUCACUCCCCAGCUGCACGGCGCCGCUGCUGACGAGGUCUGGAAUACCUUGCAAUCGCCCACUGGCGACUCUGCCGCUGGUGAGAUCUGCCCGGAUAUCCCGUUCAAUUGGGGGUUAGGCGGCUUGCUGUUCAUGGAGGAUGAUGUUGGAAGAAGGAAGAAGGGAACGAUCAGUUGGGGCGGAUUGACAAACUGUUUCUGGUCGAUCGAUCGGGGGAAUGGGACGGCGCUGGCAUUUGGAACGCAGCUGCUGCCACCAGGAGAUAAGAGAUGUGAGGUCUUCAUCUCGGAAAUUGAACGAGCAGUCACUGCAUUGGCUGAUCCCAACGCCAGCUCGUGA
Molecule: messenger RNA, 1161 nt
Organism: Aureobasidium namibiae CBS 147.97
Lineage: Eukaryota; Fungi; Ascomycota; Dothideomycetes; Dothideales; Saccotheciaceae
Product: beta-lactamase/transpeptidase-like protein
Exons: 3
Coding region: 1-1161 (386 amino acids)
Source: RefSeq, a predicted model, not a curated record